AGGGACAGCCCGGUGCCUACCGGACGGCACGGUGUUGGCCUCGCCCUCUUCGGCCUGGGGCUCAUUACCAGCACCUUGUUUCAAAGCCUGAUGGAGGAAACUGGCUGCUGCUUGCUGUACGUGGUGGAGGAUCAGCUAGAGGAGGUGGAACGCGCCUUCGACGCCGAGUUCCUGGCUGGCACCAGGGUGCUGCGGCAGCGGGACGCCGAUGUCGCGCUCAACGACCAGCGAGUCUCUGGAGCCAUUAUUUGUUCACCACCUGAAGAAGCCUCUGAGAUCGUAAUAGAGGCUUUACGAGCGGGAAAAGGUGUGUUUUGUGAGAGGCUGCCCAGUUUGGACAGGCAGAUGGCAGAAGCUUGUUUCGAUGAAGCUGAGAGGUGUGGAAGGCCACUGGUGUGUGGAUUCUACAAGCGCUUUGACCCAGCGCUGCAAUUCCUGUACAAGAAAGUCCGCGACAGCCGGGCGCUGGGGAGGAUCCACCGGAUAUCGGCCAUCAGCAGCAUCUAUCCUGCAGCGUCUCUGAGCUUCCUCAAAACAUCAGGUGGAAUUUUUUAUAAUGCUGCCGUGCAUGAUAUAGAUAUUGUCAGUUUGUUGUUGGGAGAGAGUGCGCCAGAUACAAUAUUUUCCCUGGGGCAUGCCUUCUGUUCAGAUAUGGCCUGCUUGAAGGAUGCAGACACUGUAGCGGUCAGCAUGAAAUUCCCUAGCGGAGCAAUUGUUACUUUGGACGUCAGUCAGCACUGCACUAAAAGCUGUGAUCAGAGACUAGAGGUUCAUGGUUCUCAAGGAACGUUGCGGGUAGAUAAUCAGAAUCCCCUGGGGAUUACGGAGCACGGGACUUCGGUAUCCAUAUGUUCACAGACCCAAACUGAUCGCUACAGAGAUGCACACAGGGAGCUCUUCCGGCACUUUCUGAGAACCCUGAAAGGCAAGGAACCCCCCGUGAUCACCAAAGAGCAGUUUCUCUGGACGAUUCAGGUCGCUGCAGCUGCUGAGCAGUCCUGGAGAAAUGGAUCCGCUGUCGACUUGCGCAACGAAGCAAUAGACUCGUCCGUGAUCAAGACUGAGAUAAUGUGA
This is a messenger RNA of Antrostomus carolinensis (chuck-will's-widow), 1074 nucleotides long. Its product is annotated as myo-inositol 2-dehydrogenase-like. Gene Ontology annotation, molecular function: nucleotide binding; oxidoreductase activity. The record is from RefSeq and is a predicted model, not a curated record. The transcript is spliced from 8 exons. The annotation marks the transcript as partial. Gene Ontology annotation, cellular component: cytoplasm. Lineage: Eukaryota; Metazoa; Chordata; Aves; Caprimulgiformes; Caprimulgidae. Gene Ontology annotation, biological process: NADPH regeneration.